This is a messenger RNA of Orussus abietinus, 2473 nucleotides long. RefSeq names its product modular serine protease. Bases 92 to 2065 code for a protein of 657 amino acids. Gene Ontology annotation, biological process: proteolysis. The record is from RefSeq and is a predicted model, not a curated record. Gene Ontology annotation, molecular function: protein binding; serine-type endopeptidase activity. NCBI's taxonomy places the organism in Eukaryota, Metazoa, Arthropoda, Insecta, Hymenoptera, Orussidae. The transcript is spliced from 9 exons.
UUUCGCAUCGGGGUCGAGUGUGUUCCUCGUUAGUUAGUUUGUAGGUAGUUUCAAGUGCGACCUGACGAUGGACCUAUAUUGCUAGAGUAUCAUGAGGAGGCGCAUCGUUGCAUGGGCGAUUCCUUUCUUCCUCGCGGAAUUUCUAAUCCGUGGGUUAGCUCAGAAUAGAUCUCAAUUUCAAGGAAGCUUUCCAAAGGGAGUUCCAAGAAGUGAUAUUUGGUGGCAUUGGGGCAAUGGGGCUGGAAAGCAUCAUUACGGUACAAAUAGUCGAGUUGGAGGAGGAAGAUGGUCACAUCUCCCGGGUACGGGAAAUUGGAUGAAUACCCAAAGUAGCCACUGGCGCCUGUCACAUGGAUCAGGAAGACCUCAUCCAGGUUCAGGUCGACCUACUCAGGUCGAGACCCACACCAUUAACUUGCCAACAUUAGGUCAAGUCUCGCUUGAAGUUCGCCUUCCACCAGGAAUUAAUUGGUCACAACAGCCUAAUCGGGACGGUGAUAAUCAUCAACCUAAUCAAAAUUACAACCAACCUAAUCAGAACUACAAUCAACCUAAUCAAAACUACAACCAACCCAAUCAAAGCCUCAACCAACCUAAUCAAAGCAACAAUCAACCUAAUCAAAACAACAAUCAACCCGACCAAAAUUAUAAUCAACCUAAUCAAAACAACAUCUACAUCUGUCAGGAGGGCAGUUUUAAAUGUGCAAAUGGCGAAUGUUUCCCGCAAUCAGUGAGGUGCGACAACGUCCCGCACUGUCGCGAUUCCAGCGAUGAAAUUAACUGCCUAACAAGCACACCACCGACUGAACAAGUGAAUGUGGGAUCAACGGAGGAACCAAUUGAUGGCUGUGUCCUGCCGGACGUACCUCGGGGUGGGACCUACGAGCUAGGUGGAUGUGGCUCACCUUGCAUCAGAUCACCAGGUGACAAGGUUCCCAGGAACAGCAUCCUCACCUACACCUGCAACGAAGGCUACACCCUCAGCGGAAAUGCGAUUUCCUUCUGCCUGAAUGAUGAUUGGUACAUGCCGCCGACGUGUUUGAAAACGUGUCCUCCUCUGAACAGUAAGAGCGUGGAUAUCUCGUGCACUCAUCAAGGGACUCCAGUGUCCUGUAAUGUUACCGUGGCACCUGGAACACGAGCUUCUUUGGCUUGCAAGCACUCUUACAAACUCCCUGUGUCUGACGAUCCAGGAUAUCGAGAAGUGCAGUGCCUUCCCGAAGGAAUCUGGGAUCGCAACGUUUUCCGCUGUCUCCCUGAAUGUGGAAUUUCCAUACCUCGCGGUACCCCCAUGGUUAUUCAUGGAUUCAACGCCAAACUGGGCAUAUUCCCCUGGCACGUUGGUGUUUACCAUUGGAAAGGAGACUUUUACGAGCAAAUUUGCGCGGGGUCAUUAAUCAGCCAUGAUCUCGUGGUAUCUGCGGCGCACUGCUUUUACGACGAGGCCACGGAUACAGUUCAAGACCCUUCAAACUUCGCCGUGGCUGCCGGGAAGCACUUCCGAGACUGGGAUGCUUCCGAGAAGUAUGCUCAGAAGUCGGAAAUAGAGAGGAUUGAAGUCGCGGACCGGUACAUCGGGGCGAAGGGGAACUUCGCCCAAGAUAUCGCUUUGAUAAAAUUGAGGAGUCCCCUCCAACUGACCGCUCUGAUACGUCCAGUAUGCAUCGACUGGGAUAAUGGCCCCGAAAGGCAGCAACUUCACGUUGGACAGAGUGGCAAGGUGGUUGGAUGGGGCAAGACAGAAGAUGGGGUGCUGAGCGAGGAACUUCGGGAAAUUAAUUUACCCUUCGUUCCUUACGGGAUUUGCACAUCGACCGUUCCUGUUGAUUUCCGUGGGUUUGUCACCGUUGAUAAGUUUUGCGCUGGACGAUUGAACGGUUCGGCUCUCUGCGAAGGAGAUAGUGGAGGUGGACUUUGUUUCGAAAAGGACGGCCUUUGGUACCUUCGAGGCAUCGUCAGUGUUAGCCCCGUCAAAGAUAACGAUUGUGAUCCCGAUGCCUACUCGGCAUUUACCGACGUCAGUCACUUUAUGGAUUGGAUACGCACUGCCUACAUCUUGUCCUGAAAGAAUUUCCAUCUCAAGAAAUUCUUCCCAGGAUCUGUUAUUAUGUACAGACGUUGAACUAAUUUUAUAUGGCUCCUCCGUUGACUAGUUUUGUUAAAUAUAUUUCUUUAAACUGUCAUCUCUAGGAGAUACACGUGGAUUAACACGCGUUAUAAGAAAAUAACAGUCGUCCCUGAUUGAGCACUUCUAAUCGAUAAAACCACAGUCAUGAAGUAUGACUACCAUCAAUUUAACUUACACUUUUGAUUAGAUCUAUUUAUUUCGUUCAAUACACUUGUGUAUUUCUGGUGCAAGAUAUUACGUAACAAAAAAGUACAAUAUCUUCAUUAUAGCUAAUUUCACCGAGAAGGGCACGAUGUUUCUUGAUUGCCUAAUAUUUAUUUAAUAAUUAUGGCGGAAGUAUCGACA